Myiozetetes cayanensis is the source of this 1297-nucleotide messenger RNA. RefSeq names its product pre-mRNA processing factor 38A (gene PRPF38A). Gene Ontology annotation, cellular component: precatalytic spliceosome. The transcript has 10 exons. The record is from RefSeq and is a predicted model, not a curated record. NCBI's taxonomy places the organism in Eukaryota, Metazoa, Chordata, Aves, Passeriformes, Tyrannidae. The coding region runs from base 63 to 1001 and encodes 312 amino acids.
GCGGCUGAGCUCGGGGCGGGCAGCGGGGCCGGGGCCGGGACCGGGGCUGUGCGGCCGCGGACAUGGCCAACCGCACGGUGAAGGACGCGCACAGCAUCCACGGCACCAACCCGCAGUACCUGGUGGAGAAGAUCAUCCGCACGCGCAUCUACGAGUCCAAGUACUGGAAGGAGGAGUGUUUCGGCCUCACGGCCGAGCUGGUGGUGGACAAGGCCAUGGAGCUGAAGUACGUGGGGGGGGUCUAUGGAGGGAACAUCAAGCCCACGCCCUUCUUGUGCCUGACGCUGAAGAUGCUGCAGAUCCAGCCCGAGAAGGACAUCAUCGUGGAGUUCAUAAAAAACGAGGACUUCAAGUAUGUCCGAAUGCUUGGAGCGCUGUACAUGAGGCUGACAGGCACUGCCAUCGACUGCUACAAGUACCUGGAACCUCUGUACAACGACUACAGAAAAAUAAAGAGCCAGAACAGAAAUGGGGAAUUUGAGCUGAUGCACGUGGAUGAGUUCAUUGACGAGCUGCUCCAUGAGGAACGUGUGUGCGAUAUCAUUCUGCCUCGCUUGCAGAAACGGUAUGUUCUGGAAGAAGCUGAGCAGCUCGAGCCUCGUGUUAGUGCUCUGGAAGAAGACAUGGAUGACGUAGAAUCUAGUGAGGAGGAAGAAGAGGAAGAUGAAAAGCUGGAGCGAAUACCAUCUCCCGACCACCGGCGCCGGGGAUACAGAGACCUGGACAAACCCCGCCGCUCUCCCGUGGUGCGGUACAGGCGCAGCCGGAGCAGGUCUCCAAGGAGGCGAAGUCGCUCUCCAAAGAGAAGAAGCCCAUCACCGCGCCGGGAGAGGCACCGCAGCAAAAGCCCGAGACGGCACCGCAGCAGGUCCAGGGAAAGGCGCCACAGAUCCAGAUCGAAAUCUCCAGGGCAUCACCGAAGUCACAGACACAGAAGUCAUUCCAAAUCACCUGAAAGAUCUAAGAAAAGUCACAAAAAGAGUCGUCGAGGGAAUGAAUGACAAACUAAACCCAGCACACAGUUUAAGGACCUUGACCUGCAGUCUAAUGCUGUCCCAUCUGCUUUAUGGGACAGCUGGAUCUGUACUGGCUGCUUUAGCAGCCCAUGUCUUCAAUCAUUCUCCUCUUGUGCGAGUCUCAUUGGGUGUUGGGAUUUUUUUAUUAAAAAAAGUUAAGGAUACUUAUUAUGUAGUGAGUUAGUCAUCCUUGGGAUAGAAUUUGAGGAUUGUUUUUUAAAUUGUUUUCCUCAAGGCCCAUAAAAGCUACUGAAGAGCAAUAAAAAAGGUUUGUCUUUCAA